GAGCCGCUCGCUCGCAGCCAUCGAGCCACAGGACUGGCAGACAGCGAGUGUCUCUCUCUGCUUCUUUCCGUGGAAUUUCAAUUAUUUUAUUUAUUUAUUUAUUUAUUUUUCUCUCAGCGGGGGUGACUCACGACUCCGCAGGGAAUACGUGACGGGUUUACGGUGUGGAACCGUUUGGCUGGCACUGGUGGUCACAGGGAGCUCAGCAAUGAACAAGCUACGGCAGAGCUUCCGGCGGAAGAAAGACAUCUACGUGCCAGAGUCGAGCCGACCGCACCAGUGGCAGACGGACGAGGAGGCGGUCCGCAGUGGGAAAUGCAGCUUUGCAGUCAAGUACUUGGGACACGUGGAGGUGGAGGAGUCUCGAGGCAUGCACAUCUGUGAGGACGCGGUCAAGCGGCUGAAGACGGACAGGAAAUUCUUCAAAGGAUUCUUUUCCAAAGCCGGGAAGAAGGCGGUGCGCGCUGUGUUGUGGGUGUCCGCGGAUGGUCUUCGUGUGGUGGACGACAAAACAAAGGACCUGAUUCUGGACCAGACCAUUGAGAAGGUGUCCUUCUGCGCUCCGGACCGCAACUUUGAGAGGGCAUUUUCCUACAUCUGCCGGGAUGGGACGACGCGGCGUUGGAUCUGCCACUGUUUCAUGGCCGUCAAAGACUCUGGCGAGCGUCUCAGUCACGCCGUGGGCUGCGCCUUCGCCGCCUGUCUGGAGCGCAAGCAGAAGCGGGAGAAGGAGUGCGGGGUCACGGCGACCUUUGACGCCAACAGAACCACAUUCACCCGCGAGGGCUCCUUCCGCGUCACCACGGCAACAGAGGCGGCCGAGCGGGAAGAAGUCAUGAGGCAGCUGCAGGAUGCUAAAAAAGCUGAGGGCGACGUGAAGGUGGCAGGAAACUCUUCGGGCGUGGUGACAAACUCCGCCCACCAGAGUGGAGGCUCUCCAUCUCCCUCAUCCUCACCACCCCUCUCGCUGAGUUCCCUGGGCCCUCAGGCGAUACCCCGCAGACACGCCCCCGUGGAGGCUCUGGCCAGGCAGGGCUCCUUCAGGGGCUUCCCGGCCCUCAGCCAGAAGACCUCGCCCUUCAAGCGGCAGCUGUCCCUGCGCAUGAACGAGCUGCCCUCCACCAUGCAACGCAAGUCAGACUUCCCCAUCAAGAACACGGUGCCCGAGGUGGAGGGAGAGAAUGACAGCAUCAGCUCGCUGUGCACUCAGAUCACCACGACGUUCAGCGGACCCCCGCAGGACCCCUUCUCCUCCGCACCGAUGCCCAAAGCAGCCUCCCCGCAGUCUCCUGUAGCACCUGUCAACGGCUCUGCCGCCGCCGCCGCCACCGCCGUCGCCGUCUUCUCCUCUCCUCCUGCUCAUAAUCCUCCAGCUCAGACCUCAGCUUUUGCCCCCGCUCUGCCCGCUAGAGAAACUAACCCCUGGGCUAAGACCCACGCUGGGGCCCCUGCCCCCACAGGACCCGGAAACGAUUGGUCAGCUCCCACGCCCGUCAUCAUCGUCCCGCCAACGUCAUCUCCAGUGGUGCCCUCCCACAAGCGUACGCCCUCGGAAGCAGAGAAAUGGUUGGAUGAGGUUUCAAAGUCUGUCAGGGCUCCGCCUCCUCAUCCCAUCCUGGCCCCAGCGCCGCCCCCCGCCCCCGUGCCCAUGCCCGUGUCGUCUUUACCCCCAGUGGCAUACGUGUCUUCCCUGCCGUCAACGGUGCCCCUUCUGCCCCCCCGCCAGACUGCCUUCCACCCCCAGCCUCCGCCCUCCUACCCCAUGUCCAACGGGCUGACUUUCCCGCAGCCCAGCGUCCCCGUGGUUGGCAUCACCCCUUCGCAGAUGGUGGCUAAUGUCUUCGGCUCGGCCGCCCAGCUGCAGCCCUAUCCCACCCCCGUGCCUGUAGCACCCUUGCACGACACUCAGCCCGCCGGUAUGCCGGGCCCCGUCCUCAAGCCGCCGCAGCCCGCCGCCGCCAUCCCCGCCCCUGUCCACCCAGCCAAUGGCAGCGAGAGCUUUAACGGGGCAGACAACUGGGCUGCCCUCUCCCACCUGGCCUCGUCCUCCACGCCGGCGCCACCCCCAGUGCAGCAACAGCAGGAGGACGCCUUCGAGGCCCAGUGGGCGGCAUUGGAGGGCCGCUCGCGCCAGCACACCACGCCCUCGCCGACCAACCCUUUCUCCACCGAGCUGCACAAGACCUUUGAGAUCCAGCUCUGAUUACUGUGCCUGAGAACGUACUGGUCAACAUAGAGGCCCCUUUCCUCCACUGGGGUCCAACCGUCUGGGUCGGGUGUCCUCCCACCACGAAACUCGCACCCCCCCCCCCCC
Messenger RNA from Doryrhamphus excisus (bluestripe pipefish), 2314 nucleotides. It is a transcript of the gene numb, whose product is annotated as NUMB endocytic adaptor protein. Gene Ontology annotation, cellular component: cytoplasm; cytoplasmic vesicle; basolateral plasma membrane. Lineage: Eukaryota; Metazoa; Chordata; Actinopteri; Syngnathiformes; Syngnathidae. The record is from RefSeq and is a predicted model, not a curated record. Gene Ontology annotation, biological process: positive regulation of neurogenesis.